AUGGACUCAUCCAGAAAGAACUGUUCAGGAUUCCUCCAAAGAGGCCAGGAAUCAUUAGUUACUCAGUGCCAAAACGACAAUAUACAAACUUUGGGUGGACUGACCAAGAGUGACAUUUGGUUGGCCGAGAAUCAUUUAUUAGUGAUAAAAGGUGGUACCCUAUCCAGCACAUACGAUGACACAAAGCAGGAAUUUGUGGACCAGAUAUGGCAACCAAUCGAUGAUUAUAAUGCACCAUUACAUCAGGUAAAAAUACCCAAGAACCCCAAAAUACCGCCGCCCUUUCCUGUCCAGCUCAGCGACGACGGGCCCCUCCAAAUCCUGGGCACAAACUCUUCGCGAACGCUUAAUGAGACAGCAGAAACGCCGGCCUACGCCCUACCGCCCCCGCCCGGCUGGGACGGGGAAAUACCCCCCCAAAGCCAAUACUUCCCACCGCAAGCAGGCUCUGCCAAUACCGAUUCGCCCUACAUUACUCCCGGGCAAGCUCCGAUGCGAGGUUCUGUCUCGGGGGAACCCCCAGGGGGGCUGCCGUUCCCCCCCGCCCCAUUGAACGGCAGCUUACCGCCUUAUUUCGCGCAUUUGCCCCCUGGGGCGGUCGUCCUGCCAGCACCAAUAGGCAACGAAACCGACCCAGGGAUACUAGACGAAGAGGACCCGUCAAUCUACUAUCCGCCGCCCUACAGCUUCUACUACCCUAAGGACAACUCAAGCGUGGUCAGUUACUAUACUAUUCAUCUAUCUCUCCUAUUUUAAUCCCUCACCACUUCGACUAACUUUCUGAUAGAUUUUAGGCAUUAAUAACCAUUAACAAUAGCUAAGUUCUUGCCUCAGAGAAAUAAGUAGACGUAGAGGCAACAAUUGCAACUUCACUAUGAUCUGUCCAAGAACAUCUAAUUUAAGAGUUCAUUUCGCUAGUCCGAAAAAGUAGCAAAAUAAGCGUUCGGCAUUUAACGUUUUAUGUCAAACUGGCUAGGUAUUUUUACACAAAUGAAGAAAGAAAUUAAAUAUAAAGGAUUAUACUACACA
This is a messenger RNA of Sitophilus oryzae (rice weevil), 1029 nucleotides long. Its product is annotated as cyclin-K. The record is from RefSeq and is a predicted model, not a curated record. Lineage: Eukaryota; Metazoa; Arthropoda; Insecta; Coleoptera; Curculionidae. Bases 1 to 756 code for a protein of 251 amino acids. The transcript is spliced from 5 exons.